Molecule: messenger RNA, 6587 nt
Organism: Conger conger (European conger)
Lineage: Eukaryota; Metazoa; Chordata; Actinopteri; Anguilliformes; Congridae
Gene: wdr90
Product: WD repeat domain 90
Exons: 43
Coding region: 361-5916 (1851 amino acids)
Cellular component (GO): centriole
Molecular function (GO): protein binding
Source: RefSeq, a predicted model, not a curated record
CGCGGGAGUAUGAAGAAUGUUUACAGUUGGAUGAGCAGAGUUGAGCACACUGAAGGAACAUAGGCAAAAUAAAAUCGUCUCUCAUUAAGACGGAUCUUAUGUUAGCUAGCUACUUAAAAAUGCUUCAGCCGGUGCCAGAUUGUACGUCAGAGCACUGUGAAAAGAAUACUUAGCUAGUUAACGUUAACUACUGCUAAGGAGCAGAUAACACACUACACAGUAACUUCGCUAACUUACCUGUAUAGGUUAGCUAGCUAGCUAGCUAGCCAUAACGCUAGCAAAGGGAAAUUGUCCUAGCUAGGUUACAUAGGUUGGCUAGUGAUAACUAGCUAUAUUCGUGAAUGAAUCAUUUUCGUUGCAAUGUCUUCUAGAGCUUGGCAGCAUCCUUACGUCAGUAUCUUUAAACACGUGAAGAUUGAGGAAUGGAAGAAAUCAACCAGAGAAGGAGAUGUGACCACCUAUAUGGACAAAACAUUAAAAUGUUCAGUUUUUCGCAUACGGGGAUCAAUUCCAGCCAGCAACUACAUCCUGGUUCCGAAGACAAGUACUCAGUCACUUGGACUUACUGGACGCUACUUUUACCUGCUCUUCAGGCCCAGCCCCAGCAAACACUUUGUGGUGCAUUUGGAUGUGGCUUCUCAGGAAAGUCAGGUGAUCCGUAUCUCCUUCUCCAACAUGUUCAAGGAGUUUAAGUCCACAGCAACCUGGCUUCAGUUCCCCUUCCUGUGUGGAGCUGCUAAAGGCUCAGUGUACGAGAGCACGGCUAAAGCAGCCAGACAUGAUUUGGUGGGUCCGGCCCCUCCCACGGUGCGCUGGACCUGCCUGUUGAUGGACCUGCAGUAUGUUCUCUCUGUCUACCUGAACCGCCGCCACAGCCACCUGAAGAGCGUGAAGCUGUGCGCCAACAUGUCCGUGAAGAACAUGUUCACCAGCGACUUGCUGUGCGACCCAGAGCUGUCUUUCAAUGAAGCCAAACAUGCAGGAACUGGAUCUGGGAAAGGCGCUAGUCCAAUGCCGCGUGAGAUGUGCUACCCUGUGCCCAAGGGAGAAAGCUGGCAUGAUCUAUAUGACUUGAUCAGGUUUCCUUCUGAUGGCGCCAAGAUGCCUUUUGAUUCAAUUCAGAAAGGGUGUACCAGUCCCAGAAUUGGUUCAGCUGCGUCUGAAGACCCUGUUCGUGAGGAUUCCCGCAGUGUUUCCAUCAGCAAGCCUGUGAAGGACAGGGUCUCUCUUAUCCAGCAAAUCACCACCCCCAAACACUGCUCCAGGUAUCGUGUCCCUUUGGUGACCACCUGCGUACCCGAGUUGGGCGUUCGGCCCGUCGCGCCAGGGACCAGAGAGCCGCAGGACUCCUGGCAGGACCCGGGGGAGGACGGGAGUCAGCAGCAGGAGCUAGAGAGCCUGGACGAGGACGACACGACGAGGAUGCUGGGCGUCGAAAACGAGGGUGUGCACGUCUUCGUACACAGAGACGACGGAGUCACCCCCCUGCAAGCAGAGGACAGCGAAGAGGAGGAGAUGGUAUUUGCCACGGUCCCGCGGCCGGUUUCCCUGCCCUCGACGAAGGCACCAGAGCGGCUGAAACUUCAGCCCGACCCCAUCCUGAAGCUGAACAGAAUCAUUGGCUUUGGAGGAUGCACCACCAAAUGUGCUUUGUGGAAUAAAUCUGGAGAUUCGGUGGUGUACCCCUGUCAUGCUGUGAUAGUCUCAAUGAAAAUCGUUUCUGGACAACAGCGAUUUUUCAUUGGGCACACAGACAAGGUGUCUGCGUUGGCGUUCGACGGCGGGUGCACUGUCCUGGCGUCUGCGCAGAUGGGCAAUCAGAGCAUCGUGCGUGUGUGGAACUACCUGAAUGGAGGCUGCCUGGCCAUGUUCAAAACCCACGCACACUCUCUGUCCUCUCUCAGCUUCUCCCACAGCGGUGGGGUUCUGUGUGGGGUCGGCAAGGACAGCCACAGUAAAACACUGGUGGUUGUGUGGAACACGCGACGGGUGACCAAAGGGAAAGAGGUGGUGGUUCUGGCCAAGGCUCACACGGAUGUGGACGUGCACACCAUGAAGAUAGCUUUCUUCGACGACACCAGGAUGGUGUCGUGCGGGAGGGACAACGUCCGUCUGUGGCGCGUGCGGGGAGGCUCGCUGCGCUCCUGCCCGGUCAACCUGGGCGAGUACCACGCCCUGGACUUCACAGACGUGGCGUUCGAGGAAGGCCACUGCGCCGACAAGGAGCCGGAGGACCGUACACUGUUUGCGAGUAGCAGAAGCGGUCACAUCUUGGAGAUUGAUUACAAGAGCGUGUCGAUCAAGAACGUGAGGCGCCUGGUCCCAGCCCAGCAGGUCCACUCGGAGCGCAGGGAGAAACAGACCUUCAGCACCGGCCCUGGCAUCGCUGUGAACAGCAUCAGCGUCUCCCCUGCCUUCUGUGCCACGGGCUCUGAGGACGGCUACCUGCGCCUGUGGCCCCUGGACUUCUCCAGCGUCUUUCUGGAGGCUGUGCAUGAGGGGCCAGUCAGCCUGGUGUCGGUCAGCGAGGAGGGGCUCAGCGUGCUGGCGGCCACCAGCACAGGGAACCUGGGCUACCUGGACGUUCAGAGCCGCAAGUACAGCACGCUGAUGAGGUCACACACCGACACUGUGCUGGGCUUCUGCGUGGACGGCAUCCGGAGGCGCGUCACCACUGCCUCCCGCGAUGGCAGUGUCCGGAUCUGGGACCUGGACUCCCUGCAGCAGCUAUAUGACUUUGUCUCCGAGGACGUGCCCUGCUCCGUGGCCUUCCACCCCAGUCAGCAGGUGUUCUCCUGUGGCUCCAGCUCCGGGGUGGUCCGGGUCUUCAACAUCGCCAGCUCCAGCCUGCUGGCAGAGCACAAACAGCAUAGGGGAGAGGUCAUAGGCUUGGCCUUCUCCCCUGAUGGAGAGUUCAUGUACAGUGCUGGAUCUCUGGGCUCUCUGGUUCUCUAUAACGCCUCACUGGAUGACUACCACAUCCUCAGAGCCCUGGGUAACGUGGUGGCGCGCGGCGUGGAGCGCAGUCCCGAUGCCCUGGCGGUGAGCAGCGACAGUCGCUGCCUGGCGUUUGUUGGGCCCUCUGAGCACAUCGUCACUGUCAUGGACGCUCGCUCCUUGGAUGAGCUGCUGAGGGUGGACGUCAGCAUCCUGGACGUGGAGAGCACCAGCCUGGACUCGGCUGUGAAGGUCUGCUUCCCCCCCGUCUCCACCGGCCACCUGCUGAUCACCACCUCUGCCAACAAGAUCCUCUGGCUCUACGCCAAAACAGGGAGGCUGCUGAGAGAGGUGUCCAACGUGCACAAGCAGCAGUGCACGUCUCUGGCGGUGAGCGAGGACGGCCUCUACCUGCUGAGCGCGGGGCACAGGGUGCUGAAAGUGUGGGACUACAGGAUGCAGCUCCACGUCAACGCACAGGUGUUCAUCGGCCAUUCCCAGCCCAUACAGCAGGUGAGCUUCACUCCAGACCAGCUUGGUGUGGUCAGUGUGGGAGAAGCCAUCUUUUACUGGGACUUCCUGGCCCAUUCUGAAGAGUCAGUGAAGAGGAGGAGCCCGUCUCCUGUCGUACGGUCUGCCUCUCCUUUUAAAUCCGCUCCAGAAGAUCAUUUGGAGCGGAUCAGUCCGUUGUUGCUGUCCAAUGGGAUGCCCCGACAGACUGUGCCCCUCCCAUCAGCCUCCCCGCCGUGUCUGGACAUCAGCCCUAUGAACAGAAACAGCCCUGAAGCCCUCGGCUUCCUGUCUGCUUGCGAGGACACAGAGGAAGCGCUCUCUGUCCCGUCCGCUCCAGUGUCGGGCUCCUUCCUCAGGGUCACAGAGAUGGCAGGGAGUGGGACUGCAGCCAGCCAGAGGAACGGAGUCACCAGUCACUCUGUGGCACAGGAGAAGCCACCAAUCCGUCCGGAUUCCUACAGGCACUUCACUCCGCGCUUCAAGACCUCUGUCCUGGAUCAGGGUACUGCGGCGCCCCGGCCUGGAGAGGAGGGCCUAAAGCUGAAGGCUGUGAUUGGAUAUAACGGGAAUGGGCGCGGGAACAUGGUCUGGAAUCCAGACACGGGGCUGUUUGCGUACUCCUGCGGCUGUGUGGUGGUGGUGGAGGACCUGCACACGGGCUCUCAGAGACACUGGCUGGGCCACACAGAGGAGAUCUCCACCCUGGCCGUGGCCAAUGACGCGCAGACGGUCGCCUCCGCGUCGGCGGGCAGCGGCGAAUCCGCCAGCCUCGUCUGCAUCUGGAGCGUCCGCGACGGCACCUGCAAGAAGACCCUCUCUCACCACAAGGGGGAGGUGCAGGGCCUGGCCUUCUCCAGAGAUGAUCUCUUCUUCCUUUCUAUUGGAGACUACACAGACCCGGGGGUGGCGCUGUGGAGCACCAGGACGUACCAGCUGCUGUCCAGCGUCAGCCUCCAGCAGCCGCUCCAGGACCUGGGCUUCAGCCCCGUCUCCUCCAGCCAGCUGGCCUGCGUGGGCAGCUCUGGAGCCCUCUUCUGCCUCAUCGAGCCCAAAGGCCCGGACGCGCAGCUACGGGUGCAGACAGCAGCUGUGCCGGAGGAGGUGGGGGAGGUAGAGUUGACCUCACUGUGCUACAACGCCAAUGGCAUCCUGUUCACGGGCACCAACAGUGGGCGUGUCUGCGCCUGGGACUGCCCCACCCAGCGCUGCUUCAUGACCUGGGAGGCUGACGAGGGCGAGAUCGGGAUCCUGUUGUGCAGAGACAACCGCCUGCUCACGGGCAGCAACACCAAGAGGAUCCGACUGUGGGCAGUGGCAGCGGUGCAGGCCAUGAGGCCUGGGGUGCAGAGCUCAGAGGACAGUGCUCUGGUGCUGCUGGAGCAGGAGAUAACCCUGGAUGGCACGGUGGUGAGCGCAGCCUUCGAUGACGUCAUGGACAUGGGCAUCGUGGGCACCACCGCGGGCACCCUCUGGUACAUCAACUGGGUGGAGAACACCAGCAUCCGCCUCAUCAGCGGCCACAAAAGCCAGGUGAACGAUGUCCUCUUCAGCCCAGACGAGAGCAGCUUCGCCACGUGUGGGGAGGACGGCAGUGUGCGGGUGUGGUCCGCACCCAGCAACGAGCUGCUGGUGCAGUUCCAGGUUCUCACCCAGAGCUGCCAGUGCAUCUGCUGGAGCCCAGAGCUUGGCUCUUCCAAAGGAGGCCAGUUUAUCGCCGCUGGGUACAGUGAUGGGACUCUGCGCAUCUUCCGAUUGGCCACCUCUGAGAUGGAGCUGAAGCUCCACCCCCACCCCGUGUCCGUCACGGCCGUGCAGUACUCUGCAGCUGGCCAGGUGCUUCUCUCAGGGGGUAAGGAUGGCCUGAUGGCCAUCAGCAGCCCCCUCACCGGGAUGACCCUUCGCAUCAUCAGCGACCACAAGGGUGUGCCCAUCAGCACCAUUCAGUGCGUCAAGAAGAAGUGCAUAGAAUUUGGACUUGAAGGAAAUGAGAUGUGGUUGGCAGCCAGUGCAGACAGACGUGUCAGUAUCUGGGCGUCUGAUUGGACGAAGGACAAGUGUGAGCUUCUGGAUUGGCUCACCUUCCCAGCCCCUUCCAGCCCUGAGGCACCGGACAGCCUGCCACCCAGCCUGGCUGCUUUCUACCCCAGUGAAUCAAGUAUAUUGCUGUACACAGGAUAUGGAGUAGAGAAGGAAAUGUCAUUCUAUAGCAUGUCCAAAAAACAGGUGAUUAAGAAGAUUGCUUUGUCUCAUUGGGCAACAUGCCUGGGCCUCUCCUCAGUAGGUUGUCUUGUUGCUGUUGGUUCUAACGAACGCCUGUUGAAGCUUAUCAAGUCCACUAGUGGAAAGUUCCAGGACUUUUCCACCCACAGUGACUCUUUGCAAGUGUGUCGGUUCUCCCCGUCAGGGAAGUACCUUUUCACAUCAGCCUACAAUGAGAUCCUGUUGUGGGAGGUGCAUGGGCUUUAGGCAAAGAGCUCCAAUGAGCCUCAUCUGACUGCAGCAUCCAGACCACAGGAGAACUGCAUCUUAUCUGAGCUAUAUUAAAUCACCUUAUCCUAUGUGUGAGACUGCCCAGCCAUUCAUCUGUAUGGUGGAGCUAAAGCUGGUGAAUAUAUGGAUGUAUUUGAAUUUAGACUUCUAGUUUUUAUGUAGUUCUUGUUUAUAGGUUUGGACAAAGAAAAUGCCCGUUUUGUGGGUUCUGUGAAGGAUUUUUUUACAAUUAUUUGUUGCACAUUUUAUUUAUAUUUUUAAUUUUAUGUCAUGAAUUUUAUUUCUCCUGAUCCACCAGAUAUUUGGGUCUUGAUAACAUUCUGUCUCCAUGGUUCUUAUACUAUUACUUAAGAAUCUUUCUCUGACAUAUCACUAUCAACACCUGCCCCCUCCUUGGAAUUUGUUGUAGUUUACAUUAGAUAGAACUGGUGUUGGGACUCGAGUGUAGUGUAGUUUUCAGUGUUGGGGACAAAAUUGAUUCCACAUUUCCAAACUCAUAUCUUUUCUGACCAGAGAGAUGGAUAAAUCUUUUAAUUAUGAAUGUAUGUAUACGUUUGCUUAUAGCUGGAGAAGAACAUGUACCAGUUUUGGUCACAAUCGUAGAAAUGUUGUGCUGAUGUUUUUAUUAAAGUUUUUUUUUUUUUAAA